Messenger RNA from Henningerozyma blattae CBS 6284, 3711 nucleotides. It is a transcript of the gene RPB2, whose product is annotated as DNA-directed RNA polymerase II subunit RPB2. The record is from RefSeq and is a predicted model, not a curated record. Gene Ontology annotation, molecular function: DNA-directed RNA polymerase activity; DNA binding; ribonucleoside binding. The transcript has a single exon. Gene Ontology annotation, cellular component: RNA polymerase II, core complex. Gene Ontology annotation, biological process: DNA-templated transcription. NCBI's taxonomy places the organism in Eukaryota, Fungi, Ascomycota, Saccharomycetes, Saccharomycetales, Saccharomycetaceae. The coding region runs from base 1 to 3711 and encodes 1236 amino acids.
AUGUCCGUAAAAGCUGAAGAAACAGAUAAUCAAUUUGAUGAUUAUGAUGAUAAUCAAUAUAAUUUUGAAGAUGAAAAUUCACCAAUUACAGCUGAAGAUUCGUGGGCAGUUAUAUCAGCUUUCUUCCGUGAAAAAGGUUUAGUAUCACAACAAUUGGAUUCCUUCAAUCAAUUUGUCGAUUAUACUUUACAAGAUAUCAUCUCAGAAGAUUCAACUUUAAUCCUAGAACAAUUAGCUCAACAUACAACUGAGUCAGAUAAUAUUAGUAGAAAAUAUGAAAUUAGUUUUGGUAAGAUAUAUGUUACAAAGCCUAUGGUAAAUGAAUCAGAUGGUGUUACUCAUGCCUUAUAUCCACAAGAAGCUAGAUUACGUAACUUGACCUAUUCUUCAGGUUUAUUUGUCGAUGUUAAGAAAAGAACUCAUGAAGCUAUUGAUAUGCCAGGUAGAGAAUUGAAAUAUUCUUUAAUUGCAGAAGAAUCAGAAGAAGAUUUUGAUGCUGGAAAAGUUUUUAUCGGUAGAUUGCCAAUCAUGUUAAGAUCUAAGAAUUGUUACCUAAGUGAUGCAACUGAAUCAGAUUUAUAUAAAUUAAAAGAAUGUCCCUUUGAUAUGGGUGGUUAUUUCAUUAUUAACGGUUCCGAAAAAGUUUUGAUUGCUCAAGAACGUUCAGCAGGUAAUAUUGUUCAAGUCUUUAAAAAAGCUGCUCCAUCUCCAAUUUCCCAUAUUGCUGAAAUUAGAUCUGCUUUAGAAAAGGGUUCAAGAUUUAUUUCCACUUUACAAGUUAAAUUAUAUGGUCGUGAAGGUUCUUCAUCAAGAACAAUUAAAGCUACAUUACCCUAUAUCAAACAGGAUAUCCCUAUUGUUAUUAUUUUUAGAGCUUUAGGUAUCAUUCCAGAUGGUGAAAUUUUAGAACACAUUUGUUAUGAUGUUAAUGAUUGGCAAAUGUUAGAAAUGUUAAAACCUUGUGUUGAAGAUGGUUUCGUUAUUCAAGAUCGUGAAACAGCUUUGGAUUUCAUUGGUCGUCGUGGUACUGCCUUGGGUAUUAAAAAAGAAAAGAGAAUUCAAUAUGCCAGGGAUAUUUUACAAAAGGAAUUUUUACCACAUAUUACUCAAUUAGAAGGUUUUGAAUCAAGGAAAGCUUUCUUCUUGGGUUAUAUGAUUAAUAGAUUACUAUUAUGUGCCCUGGAUCGUAAAGACCAAGAUGAUCGUGAUCAUUUUGGUAAAAAAAGAUUGGAUUUGGCUGGUCCACUAUUGGCUCAAUUAUUUAAAACUUUAUUCAGAAAAUUGACAAGAGACAUUUUCCGUUAUAUGCAAAGAACUGUGGAAGAAGCUAAAGAUUUCAAUAUGAAAUUAGCUAUUAAUGCAAAGACAAUUACAUCAGGUUUGAAAUACGCUUUAGCUACUGGUAAUUGGGGUGAACAAAAGAAAGCCAUGUCGUCGAGAGCUGGUGUUUCUCAAGUUUUAAAUAGAUAUACUUAUUCAUCUACUCUAUCACAUUUAAGAAGAACUAAUACGCCGAUUGGUAGAGAUGGUAAAUUAGCAAAACCACGUCAAUUACAUAAUACUCAUUGGGGUUUAGUUUGUCCCGCUGAAACACCAGAAGGUCAAGCUUGUGGUCUAGUAAAGAAUUUAUCAUUAAUGUCGUGUAUUUCUGUUGGUACUGAUCCAAUGCCUAUUAUUACUUUCUUAAGUGAAUGGGGUAUGGAACCCUUAGAAGAUUAUGUUCCUCAUCAAUCCCCUGAUGCUACAAGAGUGUUUGUUAAUGGUGUUUGGCAUGGUGUUCAUAGAAAUCCAGCUAGAUUAAUGGAAACUUUAAGAACAUUAAGAAGAAAAGGUGAUAUUAACCCAGAAGUUUCAAUGAUUAGAGAUAUCCGUGAAAAGGAAUUGAAAAUUUUUACAGACGCUGGUAGAGUUUAUAGACCAUUAUUUAUUGUUGAUGACGAUUCUGAAUUAGGUCACAAAGAACUAAAAGUAAGAAAGGGGCAUAUCGCUAAAUUACUGGCUACAGAAUAUCAAGAUAUUGAAGGUGGUUAUGAAGAUGAAGAAGAUUACACAUGGACUUCUCUAUUAAAUGAAGGUUUGGUUGAAUAUAUAGAUGCAGAAGAAGAAGAAACAAUUCUAAUAUCAAUGGCUCCAGAAGACUUAGAACCUAUUUCUCCAGAAGAAAUUGAUGAAGCUAAUAAUUCAGAGGAGUCUGCAGGGCAUGUUGAUGUAGCUAAGCGUAUUAAGGCUUUACAUCACGCCGCUACAUUCACACAUUGUGAAAUUCAUCCUUCUAUGAUUUUAGGUGUUGCCGCUUCUAUUAUUCCAUUCCCUGAUCAUAAUCAAUCGCCUCGUAAUACAUAUCAAUCCGCUAUGGGUAAACAAGCUAUGGGUGUUUUCUUGACAAAUUAUAACGUUCGUAUGGAUACAAUGGCUAAUAUUUUGUAUUAUCCACAAAAGCCUCUAGGUACUACUAGAUCUAUGGAAUAUUUGAAAUUUAGAGAAUUGCCAGCAGGUCAAAAUGCCAUUGUCGCUAUUGCCUGUUAUUCUGGUUAUAAUCAAGAAGAUUCUAUGAUUAUGAAUCAAUCCUCAAUUGAUCGUGGUCUUUUCAGAUCGUUGUUCUUCAGAUCUUAUAUGGAUCAAGAAAAGAAAUACGGUAUGUCUAUUACUGAAACCUUCGAAAAACCACAGCGUACAAAUACAUUAAAGAUGAAGCAUGGAUCCUAUGACAAGUUAGAUGAUGAUGGUUUGAUUUCUCCAGGUGUUAGAGUAUCUGGUGAAGAUAUCAUUAUUGGUAAAACUACCCCUAUUUCACCUGAUGAAGAAGAAUUAGGUCAAAGAACCGCUUAUCAUUCUAAGCGUGAUGCUUCAACUCCAUUAAGAAGUACUGAAAAUGGUAUUAUUGAUCAAGUUUUAAUUACUACUAAUCAAGAUGGUUUGAAGUUCGUUAAGGUUCGUGUAAGAACAACUAAAGUUCCUCAAAUUGGUGAUAAGUUUGCCUCACGUCACGGUCAAAAGGGUACUAUUGGUAUCACUUAUGGUAGAGAAGAUAUGCCUUUCACUGCGGAAGGUAUUGUUCCUGAUUUAAUUAUUAAUCCACAUGCUAUUCCAUCUCGUAUGACAGUUGCCCAUUUAAUUGAAUGUCUAUUGAGUAAGGUUGCUGCAUUAUCUGGGAAUGAAGGUGAUGCUUCGCCAUUUACUGAUAUUACAGUUGAGGGUAUUUCUAAAUUAUUACGUGAACAUGGAUACCAUUCUCGUGGUUUCGAAAUUAUGUAUAAUGGUCAUACUGGUAAAAAAUUAAUGGCCCAAAUUUUCUUUGGUCCAACUUAUUAUCAACGUCUAAGACAUAUGGUGGACGAUAAAAUUCACGCUAGAGCUCGUGGUCCAAUGCAAGUGCUAACAAGGCAGCCUGUGGAAGGUAGAUCAAGAGAUGGUGGUUUAAGAUUCGGUGAAAUGGAACGUGAUUGUAUGAUUGCACAUGGUGCUGCGGCAUUCUUAAAGGAAAGAUUAAUGGAGGCAUCUGAUGCUUUCAGAGUUCAUAUUUGUGGUAUUUGUGGUCUGAUGACUGUCAUUGCCAAAUUAAAUCAUAAUCAAUUCGAAUGUAAGGGCUGUGAUAAUAAAAUUGAUAUUUAUCAAAUUAAGAUUCCAUAUGCUGCUAAAUUAUUAUUCCAAGAAUUAAUGGCUAUGAAUAUCACUCCACGUUUGUAUACGGAUCGUUCGAAGGAUUUUUAA